This is a messenger RNA of Neofelis nebulosa (Clouded leopard), 3476 nucleotides long. RefSeq names its product family with sequence similarity 184 member B (gene FAM184B). NCBI's taxonomy places the organism in Eukaryota, Metazoa, Chordata, Mammalia, Carnivora, Felidae. Bases 133 to 3336 code for a protein of 1067 amino acids. The record is from RefSeq and is a predicted model, not a curated record. The transcript has 18 exons.
GGGCGGCGGGACUGCAGUGCCACCGCUCCGGAGGAAGCCCACACGCUCACACGCCCGCGCGCGCACGCACGUGCACACCACGGGCAGCGAGAACACUAGCGAGAGCCCUUGAGUGUCGGACGCGUUUUAGCCAUGGCUUCUGUCCUUAACAGCAAAAUUCACGCGUCCGGGACUUGCCAGGGCUCCAAAGCUGAUGCCCGCGGUGGCACCGACUGGAGAAUGGAUUGGGAUCCCGAGAUGCACGUGAAAAUGUGCAAGAAGAUCGCCCAGCUCACCAAGGUGAUUUACGCCCUCAACACCCGCCAGGAUGAAGCGGAGGCCAGCGUGGAGGCUCUGCGGGAAGCCCACCGGGAGGAGCUCCAGAAGGCCGUGGCGGAGACCGAGGCCAGGCUCCUGCGGGAACAGGGCCACGCAGAGGAGGAGGCCCUGCUCCAGCGCAUUCGGGCCCUGGAGAACGCCUUGGAGCUGCAGAAGAGGCUGACCCAGGAGGCGCUGGCUCAGUCGGCCACGUGCAGGCUGGAGACCAAAGAGAGGGAGCUGAGGGUGGAGGCGGAGCACGCCGAGCGGGUCCUCACCCUCUCCAAGGAGAUGCUGGAGCUCAAGGCCGACUAUGAGAAGAGGCUCCGGCACCUGGCGAGCCACGAGACGCCCCAGUGGGGCCAGCUUUCCCAGGAGGGCCCGGAGCCCAAGGGAGAGCCAGGCCACGGCCACGAGAUGCGGGACGUCCUCCUGGAGGUGGAGAGGCUGCGAGCGGAAAACCAGCAGCUGAGCAAGGACUACGCCCGGAAGGCUGAGGAGCUGCAGGCCACCUAUGAGCGGGACACCGAGGCCAUCCGGCAGGCCAUGCAGCAGUCCGUGAGUGAGGCCCUGUGGCAGUGGCAGGAGAAGGAGACGGACCUCCGCAAGAACUUCCAGGUCCAGGAGUCAGCCCUGCAGGCUCAGGUCAGGAAGCUGGAAGGGGAUCUGGAACACAGGGGCCGCAAGAUAAGUGACCUGAAGAAGUAUGCCCAGAAGCUGAAGGAGAGGACUCAGGACCUAGAUGUGCAGCUCAAGGAGGCUCGGCAGGAGAACUCUGAGUUGAAAAGCACUGCAAAAAAACUCGGGGAGAAGCUGGCCAUUGCCAAAGACAGACUGAUGCUGCAGGAACGUCAUGUAACACCGAAAACCGAUGAAAUGAAGACAGAGCUAGUUGCAGAGAAUGAAGUCCUAGGGAAGGCGAAUGACCUGGAAGGCUGCAGUCUCCAUCCUCAGCAGGACCCGAACUUUCCCAAGGAGUGUCCAUGUACCAAAGGAUGCCCAGAGACACAGACCAAGAAAGAGGCAAGUAUUGAGACGGAAUAUAUGAAGAAGCAAUAUGAAGAAGACCUUCGUAAAAUCAAACAUCAGACAGAAGAGGAGAAGAAACAUCUCAAAGACCAGCUAGUGAAGCGCCUGGAAGACUUGGUAAAGAAGCACGCCAUAGAAAUCAAAUCGGUUCGCUCUUCGGUGGAGGCCGAGAGGAGGAAGCUGCACAAGGAAGUAGAAGCACAGUUGGAGGAAGUGAAGAAGAAAUCAGAAAAUGAGAUCAAGCAGCUGGAAGAAGAGAAAGCAGCCCUAAAUGUGAAGCUCCAGAAUUCUCUGCUCGAGGUUUUAAGACUGGAAGAAUUUAUCCAACAGAAUAAGGUACAUCCCCGAAGAGGCAAAGAAAGGCCCCAGGAAUUGGACAGCCAGCGCUGUAGUAUUUUAGAGACCCAGGAUCCAUGCUCGAAGCUGAAUAAACCUCAGACCCCACCCAAAGGAGAAGAGUACCAGGACAAGUUAGCAGCUGAAGAAGGAACCAGCAGUGAUGAAGAAGAAAGGAUCAAAGUGCCCCUCAAGGAAGGAGAUGGCCUGCAACCUCCACUGAGCUCUUUGCUGGAGGAGAAGGCACCCGACAUCCAGCGUCUGCAGGAGGAGUGGCAAAGCCAGAAGGCCAGAUUGCAAGCCCAGGUCUCCCAGAUGCAGCAGGCUCUGGAGCAGUGCGCCAGCAGCUACCGGGAGGACCUGCAGGAGCUCAAGCAACUCUCCGACCACGAAAGGGAGAAGCUGCAGCACGAGCUCCAGGAGACCGUUCAGCAGAACCAGGCCAUGAAAGCCCAGCUCGAGGCCUCCCACCAGCGAGCCUUGCGCAUGCUUGAGAAGGCCAAAAAUCAAGAACUCAAGGCCGCAGAGGAGCGCCUGAAGAAGGAAGCCAGCCACAGCCUGCAGAUCCAGCACCAGGCGCACCGGCUGGAGCUCCAGGCCCUGGAGGAAAAGGCCCGGCAGGAGCUCCAGGGAGAGCGGGAGAGGACGCAGGCUCAGCAGGCUCUCGUGUUAGAGUCCCUGAGGCAGGAGCUGUCGGAGCAGCGGGCCGCCUGCUCUGGGCACCAGAAAGACCUGGAGGUGCUGCAGGCCGAGCUGAGGGCUCUGGGCAGCUUGGGCAAGCCGCAGGCCACCGCCCAGUGUCCAGGUGACAGUGAGGACCACGCCGUCGCUGCAGAGGACGCGGGCGGCCCGGGCCAGGCGGGCUCCCCGAAGGGCACCGCGGAGCCGGGUCCGAGCGAGGGCUGCGACCCCUGGGAGGAGAACUCGCAGCUCAAGGACGCAGUGCAGCGGCUGCGGGCCGAGGUGGAACAGCAUCAGCAGGAGGCGCUACAGCUCCGCGAGCAGCGCAGGCUGCUGGAGGAGGAUCAGCAAGCCCAACGGGCCCGGGAGGUGGAGAAGCUACGCCAGGAACACCGGAAGGAGAUGCAGGCCAUGGUGGCGGAUUUCAGCAGUGCACAAGCCAGGCUCCAGGCCCGGCUGGCUGCCCUGGAAACUGAACUGAAGGAUUCCGGAGAGAAACCAGGGAAGGGGGCGUCCAGGCCAGAGGACGUUCAGCUCAUAGGCCGCCUGCAGACCCGCCUGAAGGAGAGAGAGGAGAUCAUCAAGCAGCUCAUGGAGGAGAGAAGAUUUCACUGUGCAGCCUUCCCCAGCGCCAUGUCCCAUCGGAACCGGUCUUUCUCUUUCAACCCUCACCCAGGAUAUUUGACCCCCUCCAUGAAGAAAAAGAAGCUGGAGGAAGUGCCCAGCCGAGUGGUCAGCGUGCCAAACCUGGCCUCCUACGCAAAGAAUUUUCUGAGUGGUGAUCUGAGCUCCAGGAUCAACGCCCCUCCAAUAACGAAGUCACCCAGCUUGGACCCAAGCCCUGGCUGUGGCCAGCCUUACAAACCCACCCAGGCUCUAGAUGUGAAAACUGCCACAAGGACACAAGAUGGUGAAACAGCCCAACCCAAAGAAGUCCAGCAGAAACAGGGCUCUGCCCACCAGGAAUGGUUUACCAAGUAUUUCUCUUUCUAAACUGAGUCUCAGGAUUCCAUCACAAAGAGGACACCUGAAACACAUGUAAAGCAUCUGACUGAAGGAAUGAACUAAAAAACUAAAUUAACUUGCUUGUGAUACGAUUUAUAUCUAAUAGCCAAAACAAAUUUUGGCAUUAA